GCCCACCCCCUACGCCAUUAUUCUCUCCGCAAAUCUGACCCUCUCCCCUUCCCCUCGUGCGAGCGAGGACUCACCCGACGCGACGCUAGGGUUCCGCGGCGGCGGCGACUGCGGCCAUGGACGAGACGGCGGCCCUGGCGGCGGCGAGGGGGAGGUGGAUGCAGUGGGAGGAGGUGGUGGUGUCCAACGACCGGGGCCGGCGCCUGGUGCACUACUUCCUCCGCCGCGCCGGCUCGGAGGAGAAGGAGCUGGCGGUGGUGGGGCGGGAGCGGAGCCCGCGGCACAUGUCGUACGCCGUGCAGGGGCGGUUCCUGCGCUCGCUUGCGGCCGCCGCGGGGGCGGCGGCGGUUGCGCCGUCUUCGUCCCGGUCGCCCGCGUUGGCUGGGGCGGAGGGCGGCGCUCCGAGGAAGUGGCGGUCGAGGCGGGAGGUCGUGGACUGGCUGUCCUCCCUCGUUUCCGGUUCUAAUCAUGGUUCCCCCUCGAUGGCUAAUAGGUUCAAUGGGAAUUCAUAUGAUGACAAUGAUGUUAACUGCACUGAAGUUACUGCUUCGAAGGAUGUUUCGUCUAGGGAAUUUUCGAAAGAUUUCACAUGGGUAGGAACUGCAUGGUAUUGCCAAAACCGAUGGAAGCACUACAAGUCUUUCUCCCGUAGGGGAAUUACUAUCUCUGUGCAUAGUUUUGUAUACAUUAUGAGUGAAGAGAUGAAGAGACUCGUUGCCUAUGUGGAGGAUCUCUAUGAGGAUACAAAUUCGUACAAUAUGGUCAAGGUACGAUGGUUUGACAAAGUUGACGAGGUUGGUGUUCCAUUGCCCAUGGAUGUCAAUGACAGAGAGAUUUUCUUUUCCCUUGGUCGUCAAGAUCUCAGUGUUGAAUGCAUUGAUGGAUUGGCUGCAGUCCUGAGUGCUCAACAAUUUGAAAAGUUCAAGAAUGGUAUCAAAUACAGCAAUUGGGAACCUUAUCUUUGCCGCUGGCAGAUUGACAAUGAUGAGGUCAAGCCUUUUGACAUCAGCCAACUGCAAGGGUAUUGGAGCCAGGAAGUACUUAGGACCAUGUUCAAUGCAGCUUCCUCUCUGAAGGUGCGUUUCAGGGUUACUAAAGUUGGGCCCAGUUGUGAUGGAGGGCAGAAGAGGAAGCGUGAUGAAUUCGACAAUGAUGCUAGUCCACAGAAGUUCCUUUGCUCUGGUGCUUCCGGUUCUGAUUUUUUCAAGGAUGCUUUGUAUGACAACCGUAAACACAUAUAUCCUGGUUGCCAUGCUGAAGUUCUGUCGCAAGAUAGUGGUAUAAGGGGCUGCUGGUUUAGAUGUUUGAUUUUAAAGAGGCAUAGAGAUAAAAUCAAGGUGCGCUACCUAGAUCUCCAGGAUGCUGAUGACACGGGAAAUUUGGAGGAGUGGGUCAUGCUAACAAGGGUUGCUAAACCUGAUCACUUGGGCAUACGCUUCAUUGGAAGGCCCAUGGUUCGCCCACAACGUGUCCAAGACAUCAAGGUCCCUUCCAUCUUUGAUGUUGGAGCCAUUGUUGAUGCAUGGUGGCAUGAUGGCUGGUGGGAGGGAAUUGUAUUGCGGCAGGGGAAUGACAGACGUCUACAAGUUUAUUUUCCAGGAGAAAAGCGAGUGGCUGAAUUUGGUGAAGAUGAUUUGCGGUAUUCCCUUGAGUGGGUGGGUAGCAAAUGGAAUCCUUUGAAGGAAAGAAAAGAUAUUGCAAACAAACUGUCCUCUACUGCAUAUUCUGAAGGUGAAGGGUUGAUUGGCAAACAAAUUUCACAUAAAGGUAACCCAUCUCCAAAACCAGAAUCACAAAUGGAGGGCCUUCAAUUCCAGAGGUGUGAUGACAAAUUGUACGUCAGCAAGAUCUCUCGUGAUCAGAAACGUGUUCUGGCUGAUCUCACAAAUGAUCUGAAGUUUGAUAACCUGAAGUGGAGGCCAAGAAAGCGGAGUAGGAGAUCUGGCUCAAAAAGGCAGUCAGACACUAGCAGCGGAAGCAGCAGCCAGGAGAGAGACAUGGAGUCAUCCAGUCCCAGUGGAAGUUUUGUGCAGCUUAAUUCUGCGACUGACGAGGAAAUAUGCAAGAGCAGUGGAGAGCAGCGUUUUAUGGGUGUCCCCGUGCAGGUUUCCAAUCUGGUGAUGUCCAGAUGAAAGCUGACUUAUAUCAUUCGAAGGCUAACAUGUUUAUGCUCUUCCUUUCUGGAGUUCUGCAGCCUCGGUGAGAUGUGAUUUUGUGCAUCCCCAGGAUAUUGUCACCACCACCUGGAUCCAGAUCUUGGGAGUUUUGAAAGCAUCUGUUCUGAUAUUGGUAGUUGGGACUAGUUUACUGCUUGUAUUUAUGACUGACCCGGAUAAGUUUUACCUGUUCUCUGUAACAUUCUAGGAGUAGAUAGGAGCUUUAACGUCCUGUUAAGGAAAGGAAAGAAUGGCUGAGUUUUGAUUCCAGUUUCUAGAGCUUUUCCUUUUUUGACAAUCCAGGUCCCUCCUAAGUUUGUUCCUCCCGUCUUGUAGCUGCAGUGCUUCUUAUAUAAAGUUGUACUAUCCUAUACCCGGAGAAAUAUCAUAGUGCUUCUGUUGUUUCUAAA
This is a messenger RNA of Phragmites australis (common reed), 2566 nucleotides long. RefSeq lists its product as uncharacterized. Gene Ontology annotation, molecular function: chromatin binding. NCBI's taxonomy places the organism in Eukaryota, Viridiplantae, Streptophyta, Magnoliopsida, Poales, Poaceae. The record is from RefSeq and is a predicted model, not a curated record. Bases 117 to 2132 code for a protein of 671 amino acids. The transcript has 6 exons.